AGUCCAGUUAAUGGACGGUGAUUCCAGGAUGAGAAGUGAAAGGGAAGGGGCUGGGCGCAGCCGGGAAGUCUCUCCCUGGUUUCCACAGACAGAUCCUUGGCUAGGACUGGGGCAGUCAGUGUGACAAAGAGGCCUGGUGUAGAAGAGGGCUCAGGACAAAGUCUCAGGUCCCGGGCGUGGCUCUCAGGGUCUCAGGCACCAAAAGCCGUGUCUGCAUUGGGGACGCGCAGCGUUGGGGAUUCCUCACUCCCCUGAGUUUCACUUCUCCCAACCUGUGUCGGGUGUUUCUGGAUACUUAAGACGCGGACCCAGUUCCCACUUCCACUGGGCGUGGGGUUUCUAGAGAAGCCAAUCAGCAUCGCCGCGGUCCCCCUUCUAAAGUCCCUACUCACUCACCUGGACUCAGAUUCUUCCCAGACGCCGAAGAUGGCGGUCGUGACGCCCCGAACCCUCCUCCUGCUGCUCUCCGGGGCCCUUGCCCUGACCGAGACCUGGGCGGGCUCCCACUCCUUGAGGUAUUUUGACACCGCCGUGUCCCGGCCGGGCCGCGGGGAGCCCCGCUUCAUCGCCGUGGGCUACGUGGACGACACGCAGUUCGUGCGGUUCGACAGCGACGCCGCGAGUGGGAGAGGGGAGCCGCGGGCGCCGUGGAUGGAGCAGGAGGGGUCGGAGUAUUGGGAGGAGCGGACUAUGAGCUACAAGGCGCAGGCACAGAGUUCCCGACUGUGCCUGAAGCUCCUGCCCGGCCACUACAACCAGAGCGAGGCCAGGUCUCACACCUACCAGAGAAUGUAUGGCUGCGAAGUGGGGCCAGAUGGGCGCUUCCUGCGAGGGUUUUACCAGUCAGCCUACGACGGCAAGGAUUACCUCGCCCUGAACGAGGACCUGAGCUCCUUAAUCGCCGCGGAUACGGAGGCUCAGAUCACCCAGCGCAAGUGGGAGGCGGCCAAUCUGGCGGAGGGGUGGAGAGCCUACCUGGAGGGCAAGUGCGUGGAGUUGCUCCGCAGAUACCUGGAGAACGGGAAGGAGACGCUGCAGCGCGCGGAUCCCCCAAAGACACGUGUGACCCAUCACCCCAUCUCUGAUCAUGAGGCCACCCUGAGGUGCUGGGCCCUGGGCUUCUACCCUGCGGAGAUCACACUGACCUGGCAGCAGGAUGGGGAGGACCAAACUCAGGACACUGAGCUUGUGGAGACCAGGCCAUCAGGGGAUGGAACCUUCCAGAAGUGGGCAGCUGUGGUGGUGCCUUCUGGAGAGGAGCAGAGAUACACGUGCCAUGUGCAGCACAAGGGACUGCCAGAGCCCCUCACCCUCAGAUGGGAGCCGUCUUCCCAGCCCACCAUCCCCAUCGUGGGCAUCGUUGCUGGCCUCAUUCUCCUUGGAGCUGUGGUCACUGGAGCUGUGGUCGCUGCUGUGAUGUGGAGGAGGAAGAGCUCAGGUGGAAAAGGAGGGAGCUACUCUCAGGCUGCAUGCAGCGAAAGUGCCCGGGGCUCUGAUGUGUCUCUCACAGCUUGUAAAGCGUGAGACAGCUGCCUUGUGUGGGACUGAGAUGCAGGAUUUCUUCACGACUCCCCUUUGUGACUUCAAGAGCCUCUGGCAUCUCUUUCUGCAAAGGCAUCUGAAUGUGUCUGUGUCCCUGUUAGCAUAGUGUGAGGAGGUGGAGAGACAGCCCACCCCUGUGUCCACCCUGACCCCUGUCCCCAUGCUGAUCUGUGUUCCCUCCCCAGUCAUCUUUCCUGUUCCAGAGAGGUGGGGCUGGGUGUCUCCAUGUAUGUCUCAACUUCAUGCUGCACUGAGCUGCAACCACUUACUUCCCUACGGAAAAUAAGAAUCUGAAUAUAAAUGUGUUUUCUCAAAUAUUUUCCAUGAGAGGUUGAUGGGUUAAUUUAAUAAGUCAAUUCCUAAAAUUUGACAGAGGAAAUAAAGACCCGAGAACCUUCCAGAA
Callithrix jacchus (white-tufted-ear marmoset) is the source of this 1945-nucleotide messenger RNA. RefSeq names its product patr class I histocompatibility antigen, A-126 alpha chain-like. Gene Ontology annotation, biological process: antigen processing and presentation of endogenous peptide antigen via MHC class Ib; immune response; antigen processing and presentation of endogenous peptide antigen via MHC class I via ER pathway, TAP-independent. Gene Ontology annotation, cellular component: external side of plasma membrane. The record is from RefSeq and is a predicted model, not a curated record. Lineage: Eukaryota; Metazoa; Chordata; Mammalia; Primates; Cebidae. Gene Ontology annotation, molecular function: peptide antigen binding; signaling receptor binding.